AUGGAUUCCGAAUUUGGUGGAGGUGGAGGAUCGCGCGACAUUAAAGAUCUGGAAAAGAAGCAAAAACUACCAAAAGACUUGGAAAAAGCAGUUGAUGCCGUCUUCUUCGAUGGCUCUAACAGUGAUGGAUGGUAUUUCACUCUGGGAACAGCUGAGCGUAUUGAGAAUGUUUUGAAUCUGUUCAUGAUCUUACGAAUUCCCAAUGUUGGAACGUUUAUAGCUCCAGAAAUGCUUAAAUCAACUAAUGUUCCCUCAGAAGGUAAAAGCAAUACAUGGGCAGGUGCUGGAUGGGAAGUGUCUUGUGUGGAGCCGAUGAAAAAAUGGCUUAUUUCAUUCGAAGGAUUUAUAACUCCUUCCCCCGGCUCUCAAUUAUUCACACAAGUUGGAGAAGAACAACCUGACCCGAAUGCUAAGCUAGUCCCAGCUAAAAUUAAUCUUGAAUGGACAAACUAUGGAGAACACUUCGAUUUCGAUUUGGACAUUUCGCCGACAGCUAUUGCUCAUUCUAUGGCAAUAGAGCCAUGGAGCAGAGAACUGUUUGAUAAAGCUAAGAAAAGCCAUCAAACCCAUUACGAACAAUUUGGAUUCUUGAACGGAACUUACAUUGUUGACGGCACAUCAUAUGGUCCGAUUCGACUGACGAGUAUGCGUGAUCACACCGUAGCCAAAUUCCGUCGUUGGUCAGAUAUCAGAAGAUACAUAAUGAUGAUCUAUCAUUUGGAAGAUGGCACAUGCAUUCAUACAUCCGUCAUAUCAAUGCCUGAGACUGUCUUUACUCAUCUGGAAUUUGGAUAUAUCAUUACAGCAGAUAAAAAGAAAUAUGCUGUGGACAGGGUUCAUUUUCAACUUCCUCACCAUGGUGAGGACAAGAAUUUCCCAAGCAAAUUUCAUUAUUCCUUCGACGCAGCUCAUUUGCACUAUGACGUUGAAGUUGAAAUCAUCGAUACGGCUUCAUUUAAAAUGGGAUUGGAUCUAGCCUGUCAAGUUAAUGAAAAUAUGGCAUUGUUUAAUGCCAAUGGACUUAAAGGGUACGGAUUUGCCGAGGUCGAAUACCGCAUCUCACCAUAUUAG
Molecule: messenger RNA, 1071 nt
Organism: Auanema sp. JU1783
Lineage: Eukaryota; Metazoa; Nematoda; Chromadorea; Rhabditida; Rhabditidae
Source: the annotation of a GenBank genome assembly